This is a messenger RNA of Cynara cardunculus var. scolymus (artichoke), 1276 nucleotides long. Its product is annotated as autophagy-related protein 101. Lineage: Eukaryota; Viridiplantae; Streptophyta; Magnoliopsida; Asterales; Asteraceae. The record is from RefSeq and is a predicted model, not a curated record. Gene Ontology annotation, cellular component: phagophore assembly site. Gene Ontology annotation, biological process: autophagy; autophagosome assembly. The transcript is spliced from 7 exons. The coding region runs from base 254 to 853 and encodes 199 amino acids.
GACCAAAUUUUCAUGCUUGAAAGGGGAUAUAUACUGAUUAAUCCGAUUAGGUGAGGGGGUAUGCCCACAAAACAAAAGUACAAAAUUACAUCAACGAAACGGAGCAGCAACUGGAUCCAAUUGCGACGUGCAAUCCGCAAAUCCCCGAUUAAACUCCUAAUUUUGCUGCUUUACAAAACUUGCAAUUAGGGUUCUUUCACAACCAAAUCUAGUUCACGACUUUACACAACAGUUUUCGAUUCCAACAGAUAUAAUGAACGGCGAAGUUUGUCAACUGAAAGAACUGGAUGUGGAGUACUUUGAGAUACGGGAAGUUCUUCGAUGCAUCCUGCACACAAUUUUCUUUCACAGAGCUCUAGGUCUGGUGCGGCCCAAAGACAUUGAUUUGGAACUAUUUGAAAUCACAUAUGUGCAAUGUGGCGAUGCAGAGCUUGAGAAGAAAGUAGAUGAGAAGAUUGAUCAGUUUAUUGAUAAGGUAGAGAAACAUCCAAACAAGAAAAACCAGAUAUGUUUAUCUUUCUUCGAAGUAAAGAACAAACAACAAACAUGGUUUACAAACAAAGUUGAACACUUAUAUUGGGAGCACUGGUAUAUAAAUUUAAAUGUUGCUCAACACCCCAAAGCACAUUCUGGCAAGUCGCAUCAUUCUAAACUAGUUGUAGACCCUGGAGAAAGUGCAUCCGAGGAGAGAAAUGCUCGGCGGGCAACACUCGAAUCCUCUCUGCAUGAAGUUUUAUUUCAGAUAAUAAAAUUUGUAAAUGAGAAGAAAGAUCACAUUCCCCCAAUACCAAGUAUGGAGGGAGUCUCAUUUCCCUAUGAAAUUAUUAUCUCAAGGACUGUUCAUCACUUGUGAAUAUGAAUAUCGAGUUUAUGCAUAUGUGAAUGAAUAGAAACAUAAUGCAACAUCUGCGAUUGGAAAUUCAUUGGUUACGGUUAAAUUGCUAAUGUUGAGGCUAUAUCUAGUUCAUCAGAUUCAGCGUUCGGGAUGGACAUGUUUAAGAGGAUGCUCCAGACUGGGCAUCCUACCAUGCUCAGCUGAUUUCUACAACUUGUGGAUGAUGAUCAUAUGGUUGUAAAGAAAGACACUUUUAACUUUUAUUACAUAUUUGUACAUAUUCUCUUGUACCAUUGAAUUUGAAGCAGAUUAGGACGACUCACUCCAUUACCUUGUCUGUUUUGUUAUCUCUAUAUUUUCUGUAGUUUGAAAACCGUAGAUGUGAGAACAUAUGAAUAAGUUCAUGUCAAUUGUAGCAUCUAAGGGCGUCUGUCGGUAGCA